AUGACUGAUAUAUUUCGUCUCUCUUCCACCCCCAAAAGAGGCACCUCCGGCAGCGACGAGAAGAUCUCCGCGACCAAGAUCCCACCGCUCGACUCAUCCGUCAAGGCGAACGCACCACACGACCAGAGCUCGCGCGGCGCCACGGGCACCGACCGCAGUAUCGACCACAGCCGCAUCGAUCCGCUGGGCGGAGCCGGCCAGUACCAACACACCGCACCGCACGCCGACUCGCAGGGCGCCGUGGGGCGAGACGAGACCAUCCAGGGCGCCAAGAUCGAGCCGCUGGAGGGCAAGGGACAGCAGGCGGCAACGACGAAGAGCCAAGGGCUGGACGACGAGACCGUCGAUACCGCGAGGAUCGACCCCGUCGGCAGUGUGAGGGAGGAGAUGCAGCCGCCGACUUGA
Fonsecaea erecta is the source of this 405-nucleotide messenger RNA. RefSeq lists its product as hypothetical. The record is from RefSeq and is a predicted model, not a curated record. The transcript is spliced from 2 exons. The coding region runs from base 1 to 405 and encodes 134 amino acids. Lineage: Eukaryota; Fungi; Ascomycota; Eurotiomycetes; Chaetothyriales; Herpotrichiellaceae.